AGCAAAGUUCUGUCAUCUCUUCAGUUGCGACAAGAUGAGUGCUGAAGACUAUGGCUUAGAUGACGUAGAUGCGUUCCAUGCCGAAAAGGACAAGAUCCUCCUCAGUCAAGGGAUACAGCAGAGGGGCAGACGUUCUCAAUAUGACGACGAUGAGAGCGAUGAGCAAGUGAUGGAUAUUGACAGCGGCGACGAAGAUGAAGAUUCACAAGACGAAGAGUUCUUCGGUAAGAAGCACUCUGAUGAAGAGCUUGGUUCUGAAGAUGAAGGUGCCUGGGGUGAUAAGAAGAGUAAUUAUUAUGGUGCAGAUGACUUGGAGGAUGAGGAAGCUGCGAAGGAGAUUGAACAAGAAGCUCUUCGUCAGCAGAAGAAACAUCUGCAACAGUUGAACAUGGAUGACUAUGUUGAUGAAGAGAUGGAGUUGGAAUGGACCAAAUCUGCAAAGGAACACGAUUUUGGUGAUCUGAAAAAGCAAGAGUUGGAACAAGAAGAGACCGAUAUUGCAUCGAUGGAUGCAAAGACAAAAAAGAAAUAUUUGACAGCUUCACAUCCAGAGUUCAUCCCACUGGCGAAAGAGCUGGCUAAAUGGAAACCUGUUCUCGAUUCAUUGAGCAAGAAUUCAAAAGAUGAAGUAGUGGUUGCGAAAUACUUGGCCCUGAGUGCAUACCUUGGCGCUAUAUCAUCGUAUUUCGCUCUGUUCAGAGCAUUUUCACUCGAGGGUGAACCAUUUACAAUGAAAGACCAUGAGGUUAUGGAGUUAAUUCUUAGCUCGAAAGAAGUAUGGAGACAGGCUAAUGAGCUAGAAGAAGGCCAUGUGGAGCCUGAAGAAGCCGAGCAUCAAGAGGAAGAAGACGAGGAAGAGGAAUUCCACUCAUUCGAUGAAGAUAACCAGCAAUAUGAGAUCGAGGAAGAUUCAGAAGAUGCAAAAGAACUUGAUCAACAAGAAGAUGAAUCAUCAGAUAGUGAGCUUGAUAUUGAUAUAUCCAAACCUCGUGUCUUCAAACAGGCUAAGCAGCCAACCAUAUCUGAAGACUUUGCAGAGGGUGAGAUUGCAGAUGUGGAUGCAGAAGAGAAGAAAACUCGUAAGAAGACAUUGAGAUUCUACACUUCCAAAAUUGAUCAACAAGCACGUAAGAAGGAUGAGAAGUUCUCUGGUGAUCAAGAUAUUCCGUAUAAGGAACGUCUUUACCAACGUCAGCAAAGACUCAUCGAAGAAGCACGUCAACGUGGUCUUCAACAAGAUCAAGGUGCAGAGCUUGACGAUUACGAAUCAGAAGAUGAAAAGACUGUCUCACAGUCGAAUGGCCUGGAUGAUUCUUUAUACCAGCAGGUCAAAUCGUCAAGAGACGCUUCAAAGACCAAACGUCGUGAAGCUCAUGACUUGGCUGUGCGUGCUGCUAAGGAAGGUCGUCUUGCUGAACUCCAAGAAAACAUUGGUGAAGAUGGUAAACGUGCAGUGAAUUACCAGAUUUUGAAGAAUAAAGGUCUCACACCUCAUAGAAAGAAAGACAACAGAAACUCUCGUGUCAAGAAGAGAAAGAAAUACGAAAAGGCUCAAAAGAAACUCAAAUCUGUUAGAGCAGUAUUCGAACAACCAACGGGUGCUUAUGCUGGUGAAAAGACAGGUAUCAAGAAAAACCUUUCCAAAUCUGUCAAGUUCUAACCAUGUUUAUGUUUUUAUCUCGAUCAAUUACCUUCGAGGGCUUCCAUUCGUAGAGAAAUUCCCAAUCUGGGCAAUAGAUCUUCAACAGCUCGACCUUUUAUUUAAUGAUGACUUUGUACUUUCAUGUAAUCCUUUGAGAUCUUUUGGUAAUGGCGUUGAGAGUACAGCAUAGCUCUGCAUCAUGGAUGUAAGAAGCUACCUGCAGAUAGG
Messenger RNA from Williopsis jadinii, 1870 nucleotides. It is a transcript of the gene SAS10, whose product is annotated as rRNA-processing protein SAS10. Lineage: Eukaryota; Fungi; Ascomycota; Saccharomycetes; Phaffomycetales; Wickerhamomycetaceae. Bases 35 to 1660 code for a protein of 541 amino acids. Gene Ontology annotation, cellular component: small-subunit processome; nucleolus. The record is from RefSeq and is a predicted model, not a curated record. The transcript has a single exon. Gene Ontology annotation, biological process: maturation of SSU-rRNA from tricistronic rRNA transcript (SSU-rRNA, 5.8S rRNA, LSU-rRNA).